AUGGGUCUUGUGCAAUAUGACAGCAGUGAUGAGGAAGAGGAUGUGCAAUCUCCGGUUGAAACGCAGGCGUCCAAACCGACAGUCAAACCGACACCAGUGAUCCCCCAAAAUUCAUCCGAACCAGCACCACCAUCUGCUGCACCACCUUCAACAACAGAGCAAACCAAACAACCCAGCCCAGCACCACCACAACCCACCAACCCGUCCCUCGGCCCAGUACUCGGCCCAACCCUAGGCCCCUCCCGCCCACCACCAUCAUCAACCACCACCACCCACCCCACCCUCCCCGAGCCAGAAGAAGAAGACGACGGCCAAACCCAAGUCGACCUCUCCUUCCUCGACCCCCAAUCCAGCACCACCACCAACCCCAACCCCAACGACCCCCCUCAAUCCCCCCACACCCGCACCCGCACCCUCCUGCACAACCUCACCCUCCCCUCCGUCGCAGACAUGGAUAUCCCCCCCUCACCACCGGGCACCCCGCCGCCAGGCCUCGACGCCCUCACCGCCAAAUUCGAAACCUUCCUCCGCCUUAAGCGCACAAAGGGCGUGCACUUUAAUGAGCGCUUGGCGCAGAACAAGGGCAUGGCGAACCCGGGAGUGGGGGAUAAGUUACUUGCUUUUGUGGGUAUUGGGACGGAGGUGGAUGAUGGGUAUGGCGGUGAUGGAAUCUCAACAAGCGAGCGACAGAAUGGUGGAGCGGGGGCAGGUGGCAGUGGUGGUGGUGGAUUGGUGGACCAGUACGCGACGGUGCUGUCGGCCGACGUGUGGGAUCCGACGUGUUUCCCGGCGUGGAGUUAUCGGGGCGCGUUGAGGAGGACACAGGAGCGGGUGGCGAAGGAGAGGGAGAGGGCGAAGGGGGAGCCGGUUGCGUUUGUUUCUUCUUCUUCGGGUGGUGGUGUUACGGGGGGUGGUGGGCUAGGAUCGGUGGGGGGGAGUAGGAGCGGUACGCCUGGAGUUGGGGCAGGGACGGGGAAGAGAAAGGGGCGAUGGGAUACGUGA
Molecule: messenger RNA, 1002 nt
Organism: Dichotomopilus funicola
Lineage: Eukaryota; Fungi; Ascomycota; Sordariomycetes; Sordariales; Chaetomiaceae
Exons: 3
Coding region: 1-1002 (333 amino acids)
Biological process (GO): regulation of DNA-templated transcription
Cellular component (GO): nucleus
Source: RefSeq, a predicted model, not a curated record